This is a messenger RNA of Colletotrichum fioriniae, 915 nucleotides long. RefSeq lists its product as uncharacterized. Gene Ontology annotation, molecular function: hydrolase activity. The record is from RefSeq and is a predicted model, not a curated record. NCBI's taxonomy places the organism in Eukaryota, Fungi, Ascomycota, Sordariomycetes, Glomerellales, Glomerellaceae.
AUGGAAUCCUUCAUAAAGUCAAGGGAAACACGACCUCAACUCCUCCAAAGCCUCCUCGCAGCUCUCCCUCCACUUGACAAGUCCCUUGAGGAGUUCCGCGACGUCGCGACUCUCCCCGAUGGCUACAAAAUUGAUCUCCAAGUCGUCCGCCCGCGCGGCGUAGACGAGUCAAACGCGGACCGGCCUCUCAUCCUCCUCUGGCCAGGUGGCGGUUUCAUCGUUGCCGGCGUCGAGCCGACGACCCGCCCCGCGCGGGAAUUCGCGCUCGAGUUCGGCGCUGUGGUGGUCAACGCGACUUACCGUCUCGCGCCUGAGAACAAGUUUCCCAGGUCCGUCAAGGACGGAUGGGAGACGGCAGUCUGGCUAUCGAAGAAUGCUAGUCGAUUCGGCGCGGAUAUUAGCAAAGGCUUUGUCGUUGGCGGGUGGUCUGCUGGCGCGAACAUUGCUUCGGUUGUCAGCCAGAGGUCUGGUGUCGAGGGACUGGGGAUUACCGGCACGCUUCUGGGCAUCCCGUUCUUACUUGUCGAGGAGAUUGUACCGGACAAGUACGCCAAGGAGUGGGUUUCCCGCGAGACCAACGCUGAAUGGAGCCCGACCUUCACUACCGCUGUCAUCAACGAUGUGUCGAAGGCGUUGCAGGCGGAGAUCAAGUCGCCAUGGUAUUCGCCGUUCAACGACCCUGAGGCCAUCCCAAAAUCACCCAAGGCUUAUAUACAGGUUGGCGAUCGAGACCCACUGAGGGAUGAUGGGUUGAUUUACGCAAAGAUUUUGAAGGAUAAUGGGGUUGAGUCGAGAGUUGAUAGCUAUCCCGACUGGGGGCAUCAGGGCUGGACUAUCUUUGCUCCUCAUGACCAACCUGCGGAGCUGGGACCGAAUACGAUGAAGGGGAUGCGGUGGCUGUUGGGGAAGGAGUAA